This is a messenger RNA of Cydia pomonella (codling moth), 6231 nucleotides long. RefSeq names its product sorting nexin-32 (gene Snx6). The coding region runs from base 162 to 1445 and encodes 427 amino acids. Gene Ontology annotation, biological process: phagosome-lysosome fusion involved in apoptotic cell clearance. The record is from RefSeq and is a predicted model, not a curated record. Gene Ontology annotation, molecular function: phosphatidylinositol binding. NCBI's taxonomy places the organism in Eukaryota, Metazoa, Arthropoda, Insecta, Lepidoptera, Tortricidae. The transcript has 12 exons.
UAUUUAUCUUAGAGUUAAAAUUAAAAAGUUUGUCCAACCAAAAAAAUAAAAAUACCUAUCAUUCCGAAUAUUCCGAUCGUUCUCUUUAUUGUUUUCGUGGAAAAUUGGUUCAAAUUAACAUCUUUAUCUUACUAUUUAGUGUUCCGCUUAUUAACGACAAGAUGAUGGACUGCGUGGAAGAAACAAAUCACGACCCACUCUCAGCCCCCACCAUGUCCAUUCCAUCACCGUCAGCUGGGGACACUGUGGUGGAGAAGAAGAAACCAAGCGAGAAUGUAUCGCUUGCUGACAACAGCUUAUUGGUGGACAUAUCAGACGCCCUCAGUGAAAAAGAAAAAGUAAAGUUCACAGUUCACACCAAGACUACUCUGCCCGAGUUUCAGAAGCCAGAGUUCUUGGUGGUUCGGCAGCAUGAGGAGUUUGUGUGGCUGCACGACAGAUAUGAGGAGAAUGAGCAGUACGCUGGAUACAUUAUACCACCAGCUCCCCCACGCCCGGACUUCGACGCGUCGCGCGAAAAACUACAGCGCCUCGGCGAGGGCGAGGGCGCCUUGACUCGGGAGGAGUUUCUUAAAAUGAAAGAGGAGUUGGAAGACGAAUACCUGGCCACAUUCAAGAAGACAGUGGCCAUGCACGAAGUAUUCCUGCAGCGGCUAGCCUCGCACCCCGUCUUUCGGAACGACUCGCACCUCCGCGUGUUCCUCGAGUACGAAAGAGACCUCUGUGCGAAGCCGAGAGCCAAGAUACACCUCAUCACCACAUUGGUCCGCUCAAUGACAACAACAACAGACGAGAUCUACCUCGGCGCUACAGUCCGCGACGUGAACGAUUUCUUCGAACAGGAGACCACGUUCCUGCAGGAGUAUUACACGCAUCUGAAGGAGGCUGUGGCGAGGGUGGAUCGGAUGACUUCUAAACAUAAAGAGGUGGCUGACGCGCACAUAAAGCUGUCAUCGUGCAUAACUCAACUAGCGACCAGGGAGCAGCCGCACACAGAGCGCUUCCUCACUCGCGCUGCGGACACCUUUGACAAGUGCAGGAAAAUUGAAGGUCGUAUGGCGUCCGACCAGGAUCUGAAACUGGCGGACACACUUCGGUACUACAUGAGAGAUGCUCACGCUGCCAAAGCUGUUCUUGUCAGAAGACUCAGAUGCCUCGCCGCAUAUGAAGCCGCUAACAGGAACCUCGAAAAGGCCAGGGCUAAAAACAAGGAUGUACACGCUCCCCAGGAGGUUCAAGAGGCGGAGCAAGCUCAGGCCGCGGCGUGCGCACGAUUUGAAGAACUGUCUGCGCGUGCGCGGGAAGAACUCAUCGACUUCCGGGCGAGACGCGUCGCUGCCUUCAAGAAGAGCCUCAUAGAUCUGGCGGAGCUGGAGAUAAAGCAUGCGCGCGCGCAGCAGGAGCUGUUCAGGAAGUCACUGCAGGUGCUCAAGGAGUGCCAGUGAAUAUACUAAAGCUUGUACACUUUUUUUUUAAUACCACGUCGGUGGCAAACAAGCAUGCGGCCCGCCUGAUUGUAAGCAGUCACCGUAGCCUAUAGACGCCUGCAACACCAGAGGUAUUACAUGCGCGUUGCCGACCGUUUAAAAACCUGUACACUCCUUUCAUGUACGGGGAAAUUUAAACAUGCAAUGAGAACUGAUUUUUCUAAAAGUGACAAUCAUUGUGUUUGCACAAGGUACAUGUGCUAUCCCAUUCUAGCAAAUUUAGCGUGUUAAUUUGAGAACGCAAAUCGGUUAUAACCGUAUUGACAAAAUUUCGUUACCGAUAAUUGGAAACAAGAAUAACCGGUAACGGUUAUUUUCGGUUAUUUAUUACUUAAAUUCUAUGAAUUGAUCUUCUCGUCUGUGACUAUUAUUUUUGUCUUUCGUGUACUUUAUUAACGAAAAUAUACCAAAAUUACUUCCCUUAUUUAUGAAAUAUUUUGAUUGAAUAUUUUAUUUAUUUAUUUAUUUAAACUUUAUUGCACAAUACAUGAAGAGUACAAAUGGCGGACUUAAUGCCAGAAGGCAUUCUCUACCAGUCAACCAUGAGCCUAACCGAAAGAUCCUAAUUGGUGCAGGGUCAGAAUACAGAGUAAAAUGACAAAAAAAUAUCACAAAAUUAUACAUACAUAAAUAAUAUGAUACAUAUAUAUACAUACAUACAUAUACAAAUAUAUACCCAUUGUGAAACAUCAUGAGGACGACCUUUGAACCUUAUCUAACAGAUGCUUGCGCAACAUGAGCUUGAAGGAAAAUUUGUUCUGGGCUUGUCUCAUAGAGAGAGGAAGAUCAUUCCACAGCCGGAUUGCCUGAAUGUUGAAGAUCGUCCAAGGUCAUAUUUUCACUUUUACUGUAUUUUGUGUGUUUUAUUAAAAAAACGUAGACUUAUACUCACAUUCCGUAAUAGUUUACCUUUAUUCUCGUCAUUUUAUUAAUUGCUUGGUAAAUUCAUAUUUUUUUUGUCGAAAAUAACCAUUACCGAUUGUAACCGAUUUUCGGUUACUUUUCCGGCAUAACCAUAACCGAAAACGGUUAUGAAGUCGGUUAUUGCAUUCUCUAGUGUUAAUGCAAGUUACUUGCGCCAGUAGCUCGCACAUUCACUGGCUUUAAUCACAUGCGUCGUGUGCAAACACUAUAAUUCAAAGUCAUUUUAAAUUAAGAGUUUUGUUUUAAUUUUCUUAACCGUAUCACCCUAGACUACAGAUAUAACAUCAGUGUUUAAUAAUGCGUUAGGCGUUAUUAAUAAACACGCUACCUGACUCAAUUAGCUAUAAACCUGUCGUAAGUACUACAUUGUGAAACGACCCCCCGUAAGUGAAAUUUUGCAAACGAGGUCUUUAGAUGCACGACAGCCACAGGCUGGAGUGCAUUAAAGACUCGAGUUUGCAAUUUUCUUACCCCCGGGGUUGCAUACAACGUUUUUCAUCACAUUGCAAAGAAAAAACUAAAUUUUAAGGUAAAUAAGUCAUAAGGUAUACGGUGACAUUUCACACAUUCGUCCGUCUUAUUGUCAUUUUUGACAACAAGGCGGUUUUUUCGGUUUAAUUCCCAGAAAAAGUAAGCAAUUUUCAUUUUUUUUUUUUAGAAAUUCUUUGAAUGCAAUAUUACUUACUUUUAAAAAUAAAAUAAAGUCUUCUUUCAGCAAAAUAUCCUAUCUACGAUAUUUAAGGUACUUUCCCAUAGUCUUGGGACGGCCUGUAGACUCUCGUACAAUAAUUCACUUACCCCCCUCGUUUCUCAAUGUACGAGCAAGUGUGAUGAAAAGGGAUUUAACAUAAAUUGACUAAUUGAGGGCUGUAGAAUUGUAUGAAUAAGGGUAUCAAGGUGCCCUAGAAGAAAGAAAAAGAAAGUAAAGUGUGUUAUAGUGAAAACAUUUCUGUGGUUAAACAUGUUACACCUUACAGAAAAUCGCAGCCAAAUAACACUAGACCCUACUCAUAGUGUUGUGUUCCUGCCGGUGAGUAAGGUUGCCAGAGCUCAACGAGGGUGGGAGGGGGUUAGGAUCGGCAACGCGCAUGUAACUCCUCUGGAGUUGCAGGCGUAGAUAGGCUACGGAUACUGCUUACCAUCAGGCAGGCCGUAUGCUUGUUUGCCACCGACGUAGUAUAAAAAAAGUAAUGGUAUUAGAGAUCAAAUAUAUUUCGACUGAUGUAAGCAUUCUACUGUAACUUCAAUAUCUUGGUUUUAGUUACUUGAACAAUAUAUUAUAAUAAUUAUAUGAUAACGUUAUAUUCUAUUUUUGUUGGUGUUAUAAAGUUAAACAUAAGUUAGGAUCGAAAUAAAAUUCAACACAAAGGACAUUAUGUCGAUAUAAUUAGUUUGGUAUAUUCAGAAUCUGCUCAAUAGAUAUUCAACUCUAAAUGUAUGGGAAUAGAGUUAUUUUUUUUCUCAUUUCAUCAUAAUAAUUAUUGUAUGUUACUAGCCUCAAAGCCAACCCUUUGAACACUAUUCCUAUCUAAUGGGUUGGUAUUGGUCUUCGUUCGACAUGUCUUAAUGACUCCUCGUGACAUGGCCAGAUCACCAGCGAUCUGAAGGCUAGCUAGAGUGAUAUGAAGAGAUUUUUCGAGAUUGUAAGAGCUAGAAGUUUGUUUUUCAGCAUAAGUGAGAAUUCCGCAGAAGUAAGCUUUAGGAGUUUUAACCUUUUUGGCGCCAAUGACGGAUAAAUCCGCACUGUAGGUCCAACGCUGGAGACGGAUUAAUCCGUCACAGACCACAAAGCAACAUAGACCUACGUGCAUAUGAUUAAGUUUAACUUCGGUUUUGAUACUUCUGUGACGUGGUGUCCGAGUGACAUAUUUUGUGUUUGACACGGCGUCAACGGCGGCGCCCCACUAAUUUUAUAUUAUAUUUGCCAAUGGAUACAUCUGUGAGGACACUAUUGUCAUCAUCAUAAUUUAGAAACGGCAUAGGAUACUUUCCAGUCACGAAUUUAUGGUGGCUGGUAUUAUUUACUUACAAGUUUUACCGCAUUGGUGUUUAUUUUAGAACCUUAUAUUUAUUUCUACGGAGUUUUUUUCUUAUCCUAAAAAACGAACGAUUGAUAAUAAAAUAUUAUGAUAAGUUUAUCUUUGCUAGAUCUUGUUUAUAAAAAAUGGUGCCAGCACCAACUGUGUCUAAAUAUAGUAUCAUACAUAUUAUUGCGCCAAAUUACUUUAAAAGCGUUAUAAUAGUUAUUUAAAUAAAAAUAGGAAAUUCGUCACGAGUGGCGAUAUAUUAAAACACUACCAAAGGGAGUUGCGAAUUACCUAUUCGCACAUGUAUCGUACAACGUUUUACAGUACAUAUGACCCUUUAAAUGUUCUACACAGUAACGUAAUAUGCUAAUUUUCGCACUAGUGCGGGAAAGUAGUACCAUAUGUACUGUAAUAGUACAUUACGAUACAAGUGCGAAAAAUAGGAAAUUCGAAACGAGUGGCGAUAAAUUAAAACACGACCGAAGGGAGUGUUUUAAAUCGACACGAGUUGCGAAUUACCUAUUCGCACAUGUAUCGUACAACGUUUUACAGUACAUAUGGCCCUUUAAAUGUUCGACACAGUAACAUAAUAUGCUACUUCUCGCACUAGUGCUAUAAAGUAGCCCCAUAUGUACUGUAAAGUACAUUAUGAUACAAGUGUGCUACGCUGGUCAAUAAAUUGGAGGCGAUAAGAAAGACGAUGUGUGUAAUGACCAAAGCACACGUGUUUCAUACGAAGUUUUUCAACACACGAGGAAAAAACAAAAAUUAUAUAUUAAUCAAAUUUAAAUUGUUAAAACAGGAAAGGUAUAAUUAAAAAAAAACACACUGGUUUAAUAUCUAGGUUUAUGAGCCUAAAAGCGGUUCAAUAAGUUCGACAUUACAAGCAAGUGUGUUGAAAAAUAAGUUACAUUAUUUGUGGAGUAAGCAGGGUUCAGAUGAUUUUAGAUUUUAUCCCUGCUAUGAGUUUAUUUAACCUUUUGAACGCCAGGAACACCUAAAGGCGUCGUUACUAGUCGUGCCCACCGCGCUAUGGACAACUAUAGGUGUUAUGGCGGACGCUGUCAAAGUAAGCUUCAUACUUUCAAGUAAGGUUUACAUUAUCUCGCUUGCACCCGGGAGCUUGGCAUGUCAGUGACGAUUUUGUUUAUGACGUGAAUCGUUCAAAAGGUAAAGCAGUGUUUUUGGAACGUGAGAACUAACAACUACCAAAGAGAAGUUGUUUGUUAACAUUAAAAGUAUUUCUGUCUGUAUUAAGGGGUGCAAUUUUUAUAUUAUUUUGUGGACCAAAUGUUUUUACAAGCUAUUUUCUUUAAAAUAUCAUAAAUGUACUGAUUAAUUGUUUUAUUUAAUGUUUUAUAAAUAAAUAUCUUCAAUAUGUUUUUAGGUCGAAUAUUUUGAGCCACUUACACUUAGCGCCAUUUGCACCACCCACUAACCUCUGGGUUAACCGGUUAAACCGUUAACUCAUUGUCAAAUUUUAUUGACAACCAAGGUAACUCAAGGUUUAACGGGUUAACCCCGGAGAUGGUGCAACUGGAGGGAAGUGUUACUUGGAUUUUAUAGACCAAUCAAUAUCAAUAAGGCAAGUGAUUUAAACAAUAAUUGCGCCUUUUGUUUUCAAUAUGGAUCACUUGAUGGAGUCUUAGCUUGAAGUAAUUUCGACCAUAUCGUUAUCAAACACUUGUUUUUAAGCAAAAUUUGUACCGCUCUUGUAUCUUGAGUGUAAAAAUGUAUCUCGUAUUUUGGUUAAAUUUAUUUUAUUGUAAUAAAAUAUAUGAAAUUAAAUUGAA